Messenger RNA from Cantharellus anzutake, 1217 nucleotides. RefSeq names its product kinase-like domain-containing protein. NCBI's taxonomy places the organism in Eukaryota, Fungi, Basidiomycota, Agaricomycetes, Cantharellales, Hydnaceae. Gene Ontology annotation, molecular function: ATP binding; protein serine/threonine kinase activity. The coding region runs from base 386 to 1090 and encodes 234 amino acids. The record is from RefSeq and is a predicted model, not a curated record. Gene Ontology annotation, biological process: intracellular signal transduction; protein phosphorylation. The transcript has 7 exons.
GUCCAACAUAGUCUUGAUGAUCUCUCCCUGUGGGUCAAGGGCUGAGGAAAGGAUGGGUCGCCCUCUGAGCGCCCGCUUCCUGGGCCUUCUUUCUCACCCACUAAAUGUCAACGCCAGGUUUUCAACUGUUGUGUGAUACACUCUUAUGUAAAAAUUUCUCUCCACAUUGCACUGCCUGCCAAAAUGACAACGUUAUUGUGCGCGUCUCUUCCCUGCAAUUUGAAUACUUGUUAUUCUGCCAUGGGUUCAAAUUCCCACAAGCAAGGUCGUGGCUGCGUAAGCGGCCCUUCUAGUUGUUAGCGGCUCACACAAUCUGGACGGAGAGGUGAUCGAUAUCCGAACUACCGUCCCCACCCUAGGUGAUGGAGGCGAGAACAGUGUUCUCAUGGAAGUCAUACACGAGGUUGAUCUCUCGCGGGAGGAGGCGGAGCAUUUUGUUCAGCGCGUGGAGCGCCAGUUGAAGAUGCUUCGCUCUUUGAUUUAUACAAACAUUGCUCGAUUCCAAGAAUGGAUAGUGAAUCUUGAGGAUAAGACCUGGCUUCGCGCGAGAGUUACAUACGCUGGUUGUGAGGGAGGGAAAGUGAUGGAUUAUCUCAGCGCAAAUGUGAAUGCGGAUCGUCAAAGACUGAUUCUUGGGGUUUCCCGAGGGCUUUCAUAUCUUCACUCUAACGAUGUCGUUCAUGGGAAUCUCAAUCCAGGCAACAUUCACAUCGGUCAUGAUGUCGGUGACGAGAAUCCCAUUCCUCGAAUCAGCGGCUUUGGGUUCUCGUACGCCAUGAGAGAUGAACCCGUCCACCUCAAAGUGGAGGGCGCGUUCUCUGUGUCCUUAAGAUAUAUCGCCCCAGAAAUUCUGGCUGGAGACGGAGUCCCAUGUGACCGAAAAGGUGACGUUUGGUCCCUUGGAUCCACGCUGUCAUACUCCUCGGUAGACGUCCCUACGAGAGUAUCCGCAACGAAUACCACCUUCUAUUCGCAGUCGUGGACCCCUACGAGUGGGACUCCUCGGGUCCUUGCCAUGAAACGCUUCAGAGGUGUCUCGUACGCGAUCCUUCUCUCCGUCCCGCCCUCGGUGAAAUUGUCGAAAGUUUAGAACUGGCCGUUACCCCUUCAGGACCCAAGCGCAAGCUUCUUGGAGUGGGCGAACGCGAUCCCGCCGACACCAUGCCCAGUGAUCCUAAACCUCGCCGCUUUCCCUUCUGGUUCAGGAAGCCACAGCC